AUGUCUCGAAAACGAAAGCUCUCCGCGACUUCGAUCAACACCAUGGAGACGUCCAACGACUUAUUUAUGAACGAUGUAGAGGACGGGACUCGUGCGAAGGUCACCAGCACCGUCAAGGCUUUCUUCGAGACCAUCGCUGGAUCUGGCUCUAACCCGACCAAUCCUGUCAUCAAUGGCGCCACUAUCCAGUCACGGCCAUUUUUGGCCAGGAUCCUCGCCGAUAUUGCAUCCCAGGCACCUCGCUUGGGACAAAACAUUGGGCUGAUUAAUUCGUUGGUUGAUACGACACUGUUCGACGGCGGAAUUGUGGAUGACCGCAACUAUCAGAUGGAGAAGGUUCUUCAGCUGGCGGCUUCACUCCCUGCCAACUCGCAGGCGUUAGCCGACCUGUCAAGCCAGUUCAUCAAGCUACUUUGGGAGAAUCUCGAACAUCCUCCCUUGUCUUAUCAGGGUGACGAGUACAAGUAUCGGACCGCAGAUGGCUCGAACAACAACAUCAUGUAUCCCAACCUUGGUAAGGCUGGUUCUUUCUACGCACGUACAGUGACUCCCCAGACUCUUAAGCCUGGGGUACUUCCUGAUCCAGGAGUCAUCUUUGACGCUGUUUUUGCACGUGGUGACGAGCCACGAGAGCAUCCAAACCGAGUAUCCAGCAUGCUCUUUUACCUUGCCACGAUCAUCAUUCACGACUGCUUUCAUACGGACGAGCGAAAUCCGGCUGUUGUGAAGACAUCAUCAUAUCUCGAUUUGGCACCUCUCUACGGCAGUAACGAAGAAGAGUUGAAGAAGAUCAGAACCUUCAAAGAUGGUCUCUUGAAGCCUGAUACGUUUUCAGAAAAUCGAAUCCUGGGCUUUCCCCCGGGAGUCUCUGCUCUAGUAGUGUGCUUCAAUCGCUUCCACAACUACGUGGCAAUGCAGUUGAAGGUGAUCAACGAAGGCGGUCGGUUUAAGAUUCCAACCGAUGACAAUGAUACCAAAGCCAUCGCUAAGCUGGACAAUGACCUCUUCCAAACGGCUCGACUGGUCACAUGCGGCUUGUACGUCAAUAUCAUUCUCACCGACUAUGUACGAACAAUUCUCAACCUCAACCGCACCGACUCUACAUGGACUCUCGAUCCACGAAAGAAUUUCGGUAAUGUAUUCGACGAGUCUGGGGCACCCUCAGGUGUGGGCAAUCAAGUCAGCGUUGAGUUCAAUCUGGUCUACAGAUGGCACUCGGCUAUCAGUAUCAAGGACGAAAAGUGGACUAACGAGCUGUACCAGUCACUGUUUCCCGGAAAAGAUGUCGCAAAGCUGACUGAGCAAGAGCUCGUCAUGGGUCUGUACAGGUGGCUCGGGAAGGUCGACCCAGAUCCUUCGAAGUGGCAACUUGACAUGGGCAAAUAUCAGAGAACUGAACGUGGGACUUUCCGAGAUGAGGAUCUGAUCAACAUCCUGAGCGAUGCUACCGAAGAUGUCGCCUGUGCCUUUGGCCCACGGAACGUGCCAGUGGUCAUGAAAUUGAUUGAGACCUUGGGCAUGAAGCAAGCCAGAGCAUGGAAUGUCGCAACUCUGAAUGAAUUCAGAAAGUUUUUCAAGCUGGAGCCUCACAAGGAUUUUCGCAGCAUAACUAGAGACGACGAGGUUGCUCGCUCGUUGAAAGCACUCUAUGGUCAUCCCGACUAUGUUGAAUUGUAUCCAGGCCUGGUUGCCGAAGAUGCGAAGGAACCCUUGGAACCAGGCUCCGGCCUAUGUCCGGGCUACACCAUCUCGAGGACCAUCCUUGCUGAUGCUGUUGCUCUUACCCGAGGCGACAGGUUCUACACUGUGGACUAUACACCUGCGAAUUUGACAAACUGGGGAUGGUCCACCGUCAACUCUGACCCCACUGUAGCCCAAGGUGGCUGCAUCUACAAAUUGUUGAUGCGUGCUCUGCCAUUCUAUUAUCGCGGGAACUCUAUCUAUGCAAUGUACCCGUUCACUGUCCCAGAUGAGAAUCGGAAGAUCUUCGCCAAACUUGGUCAAGAGCAAACUUACAACUAUGAACGACCGUCCUAUAUCCCACCACCCAUAUCAAUCAGGUCAUGGAAAGCAGUCACCGAUGUACUAGGAGAUCAAUCUUCGUUCAAGGUACCAUGGGGACCCCACACAUACUAUCUCACACACCAUGACUACAUGCUCAGUGGUGACAAACCAGCGAACACCACCCAGCGAGACGAGGUCCAGAAAGAAAUGUAUAGUCCAGUCAACGGCUUGAAGCAAGUCCAAACCUACUAUGAAGAUCUAACCACCCAAUUGGUUGUGGCACGGUCUGAACGCCUACGCGGCGAGUGGUACCAGCUGGACGCCUGUAGCGAUGUGGCCAAUCCCUCGCACGCUAUUUUCGUCGCCCGCAUGUUUAACCUGCCCUUAAAGCAGGCUGGAGACCUCAAUCCUGCAGGGGUCGAGGUGGAUCAACUGUACCUUGCGCUAUCAGUGCUUUUCGCCUACGUCUUCCUCGACGGAGACACCGCCAGCUCAUUCAAACUGAGGGAAUCUGCCAAAGAUGCAACUGAUCAGUUGGCAAAAUUAGUGAAACUCGUCUCCGAGGUUGCCAAGGUCGGUGGGCUCUUCCACCUUGGCGCGUACUUCCCGAUGAGCACAGCGGGACAGCUCCUUGAAGACUACGGCGGCAGAUUCUUGAAGCGUCUUUUCGAAGGUGGCAAGAGCGUCGAUGAAGUUGUGUGGACCAUCAUCCCCACCGCCGCCGCCGCUUGUGCGACCCAAGCACAACAUUUCACGCAGAUGCUUGAUAUCUAUCUACAGGAUGAAUACUACACUGAACACUGGCCGGAGAUUCAAAGGUGUGCAUGGUCGGACAACCCCGAGGACUUUGAAAAGCUGAAGGGCUACGCACUUGAAGCCAACCGUCUUGCACCCGCGGCUUUUGGUCUGCUACGGGUGGCUGCAGUUGAUGCGGUCGUCGAUGACAAUGGGAACAAGGUUCAAAUCAAGGCCGGCGACCAGAUAUACACUGACUUCAUCACUGCCGGGCUUGAUGAGACUGUGUUCCCCAACCCACACAAGAUUGACCCGACUCGCGAUCGAUCGUUGUACAUCCACCAUGGCUGGGGCCCGCACUCGUGUCUGGGGCGUCCCAUUGCAGAAGUAGCCAUGGCGGCACAACUCAAAGUCUUUGCCAAAUUGAAGAAUCUCAGACGAGCACCAGGCCUUCAAGGACACCUGAAGAAGACCAUACCGGCGCCCAAUCCGACCAGUAGCGACCCGAAGCCGAACCCCGGCAGUGUAGCGGCAUUCAUGCUGGAAGACUGGAGUUCAUGGUACCCGUUCCCAACUACACUCAAAGUUCACCACGAAGGCUUGUUGAGAGACCAAUCGAAAGAACUUGCCGCUGAGACUGGCGCUCCGGGAAUACAGGCAGAAAUCAUUGACAGCGAUAUGGCAAUGAGCAACGGCAUGAACGGAGAUCAUGUGGAAGAUAAUACCGCUUGAGUGUGCACGUAUCGAAUCGCCGCCAUUUGUUGUAUUGAGGUUUCGGACAGAUUGUACUAUCUAUGAUGGAAGGAUUUGGAAUAUCAGCGCGAUUAGGAAGGCAAUCAAGGGGGAAACAUUAACGGUGUAGUAAGUUGGCGAUACUACAGAUAAUCA
Messenger RNA from Exophiala oligosperma, 3627 nucleotides. RefSeq lists its product as uncharacterized. Gene Ontology annotation, molecular function: oxidoreductase activity, acting on paired donors, with incorporation or reduction of molecular oxygen; monooxygenase activity; iron ion binding. Lineage: Eukaryota; Fungi; Ascomycota; Eurotiomycetes; Chaetothyriales; Herpotrichiellaceae. The record is from RefSeq and is a predicted model, not a curated record. The transcript is spliced from 4 exons. Gene Ontology annotation, biological process: response to oxidative stress. Bases 1 to 3471 code for a protein of 1156 amino acids.